Messenger RNA from Erythranthe guttata (spotted monkey flower), 2407 nucleotides. RefSeq names its product hydroxyproline-rich glycoprotein family protein. The record is from RefSeq and is a predicted model, not a curated record. Lineage: Eukaryota; Viridiplantae; Streptophyta; Magnoliopsida; Lamiales; Phrymaceae.
UGCCCUCUAAUGCGCCUUUCAGUUCACACUGGCCAACACUGGAGAAAAGGGAACUGGAGAGGAGAAUUCCAGUUUGACCGAACGGAAAUUACGUAACAGUACAUUGGAUUAUAACAAGGUCCCGUCAAAAUUACAGCUUUUCAAUUUCGGCGCUCAACUUAGAAUUUUCUCUUCUACUUUCCCUUCUCCCUAAAUAAUUUCUUUCCCCUUUCUCAAUCUCUUCUUCCAAUUUUUUGUUAAAUUCACUCGGCCUGUUCAUGUUUUAGUGCAUUUAUUCCCCCCCCCCCCCCCCCCCCCUUUUGUCCGAGAGCGAGAGGAAUUUUGGAGUUGAGUUUAUUGCCCAACGAUGAAAUCGCCUUUGCGGAAGCUGAGGAAUAUCGGAUUGCAUAAGAGCGAGCCUAAGAUAAAAUGGGAUCACAAAAUUUCGGUGCAUACUGAUGGGUUAACUCAAGCAGCAAAGGAUAUGAAAGAUAUGAGAACAUGCUAUGAUAGCUUGCUUUCAGCUGCUGCUGCAACUGCGAAUAGUGCUUAUGAGUUUUCGGAGUCAUUGCUGGAGAUGGGUAAUUGUCUAUUGGAGAAAACUGCAAUGCAUGAUAGUGGAGAAAGUAGAGGAGCAUUAUCGUUGCUGGGAAAACUGCAGCUUGAGCUUCAGAAACUAGUUGAUAGCUAUCGGACCCAUAUUAUCAUGACAAUUACAAACCCAUCAGAGUCUCUUCUUAGUGAGCUACGCAAAGUGGAGGAGAUGAAGUUGCAAUGCGAUGAAAAAAGAGAGAUGUUUGAAUACAUGGUGGGACAAGUUAGAGAAAAGGGACGGUCAAGACAUGGAAAAGGGGAGCCUUUCACCUCGCAGCAAUUGGAAGUUGUUUGUGAGGAAUACGAUGAUGCUGCAAGGCUCUGCAUUUUUCGUGUAGAAUCAUUGAAGCAAGGGCAAAGCCGGAGCCUAUUAACUCAAGCAGCUCGUCACCAUGCAGCACAGUUGAACUUUUUCCGGAAAGGAUAUCAAUCUCUCGAAGCAGUUGAACCACAUAUUAGAAAUGUUGCUGAGAAGCAACAUAUUGAUUAUGAGCUAUAUGAAUUGAAUGAAAGCGAAAAAGAUGAUUAUGAAGGGAACAGUUUUCAGACCAAUGAUUUUGGAGAAUUGAGUUUUGAUUAUAGACAAAAUGAACAGGAGAUAGACAAUGCUUACACAUUGAGGAACUCAAUGGAGAUGAACAGUGGCAAAAACCAAGGGGACCAAAUACUUGGUCAACGACAUCGAGCGGGCAGUCAUUCUGCUCCAAUCUACGCAGAGAAGUUUGACCCUGCUGACAGAACUAGAGAAAUCCGGGCUUCUGUGUCAAAACUUAGUACUCAUGUGCUUCCAACUCCAGCUGAUGCAAAGGGUUCAAUAACAAAUAGUUCGAAAAACAUGUGGCAUUCAUCCCCACUCGACAUUGAGAAGCCGGAGAAAUUCAUAGAUAACCGUUCGUCCGCCCUCAGUUUUUCAAAAUCGGAAAUAACUUUUGAAGAGAACAACAGCAACAAGCAGCACUUCCUCCCUCUUCCUUUCCCCCCCGCCGAAGGAGCUGCUGCCCCACAAGCUGAUACUCAGAGUGGAUUCGAUACUCGUAAAAUAAAAAGGCAAGCUUUCUCAGGUCCUUUAGCAAGCAAACCAUCAUCAAACAAGCCUGCACAUUCUAGUGGACUCAUCAGCACCACUGAACCACCUCAAUUAUUUUCCGGAUUUGUUUCUCGAGUAUCUGGUCCACUGGCUCCUUCAUUUGUAAAGACAUCUCAUAGUGCUUCACCUCCACUUGUAUCUUCGCCCAAGAUAAGUGAGCUGCAUGAGCUGCCUAGGCCCCCCGAUUCUUUUGGGUUCAAACCUGUAAGUUCUGUGGUGGCACUUGGGCACUCUGCUCCACUAGUCAAUAGAAACCGAGAAGUAUCUCCGACAAAUAGGAAUCCUUCAAGGAAAUCGAUAGGAGGGUCUCCACUUCCGCUGCCGCAACUUACUGUGUCUAGAAGUUUCUCCAUACCCUCUAGUAGUUAUAGAGCAGCAGCUUUUCAUUCAGGUAAGCUAUUGGGAUCGUCUCAAAUUGUGCAGAACACACAAGGAGUUGCUUCUCCUCCAUUAACACCUUUGCACCUAUCAAACAUGAAGCCACCAAACUCCGGGCAGAUAAGAGGUGGCAGCUGAAUUUGUAUUGCAUUUAUCGGUGGAACACAUACGCUCUCAUUCUUUCACACUUGGGGCUGAGUAUAAUUUGCCAGUUUCUUGCUCUGCGUAAAUGUGUGUAAAUAUAAUCAGUUUUGUUUCUCUUUGUAUUUCGUGGAAUCACAUUCACAACCCUUUAUUUCCGUUGCUCAAUUAAUUCAUAUGUCUGGAGGUUCAGUUAGUAUAUCAAAGUUUUGCCAUUAUUAUUGUUUA